Physcomitrium patens is the source of this 1754-nucleotide messenger RNA. Lineage: Eukaryota; Viridiplantae; Streptophyta; Bryopsida; Funariales; Funariaceae. The record is from RefSeq and is a predicted model, not a curated record.
UAUUUAUUUUUUCUUUUUUUUUUUUUUUUUUUUUGGAAACCUCGUGGUUUCGGGGUGAAUGGCCGGUUGAAUAGCUACAAUUUCGGGCGUUGGGUGUGGUGGGCUACGGAUUGUGGGUCUUGGAAUGAAAAGACGUUGCGGAUCUUUCAAGGUUGGGGGUCAUUCACCGACGGUUUUGUAUCUUGUGUUCUACGUCUCUCUAGCCUGUAUUUGUCAAUUUGACAUGGAAUAAGCUGUGUCGCAUUGACUGAUAGGAGGUAGAAAUUGAGAUUACCCACUGCCAGUAGUUGAAAGUUGUGUAUUACAUUUGUAAUCAUGCGCACAAAGUAACGGUUGAAUAUAUUGGUGCUCUAGAACUCGAAUGUAACGUAAGUCGGGAUAGGGUUGCUUAAGGUGCGAGGCCUUGUGCUUGCUCAAGCAAUCAAUGUUAUUCUUAAGUUCAAUGGUAGAAAAAACUCAGUUCAUCUCAGUUCAUUCCGAGUUGUGUAGUCUGAGUUCGAGAAACCCCUUUGAACGUAGAGAUCUCGAUUUGAUCGGUAACAUGCUGACUCAAUGAGAACAUGAUUUCUUGGAAUAGCAACCGGCUUUUAACCAUCGGCUGGUUUCCUCAUUUUAUGACAACAUGCUUAGUGAAGGACACCGUAGCUUGUGAUGAUUGCGCGUUCUCGUAGAUUGUUAGCAGGAGCUGAUCGAGCAAUGCCAAGAAUGAUUUUAAGUCUGGUAAUAACAAAAUUUCAACAUGUUCACAGACGUUCAAGUUACAUGUUCUGAGGUACGAAGGCCUAUAUAGUGUUCAUCGACUAGAACUGGAAAAACCGAAUUAUAGUCAAUAUGAAUGGUCGAGUGGAGCAUUUGCCGUUACAAGCCUCUGAAAGGGCAUCUUUUCACGGUGAUCCGGCGUUAGAGAAUGCAUUGGAGCUAGCCACAGUCAACGCAAAUCCUCCACGGAUUGGAGCUAGUCUAGCACCUCAUGAUUCUGGAAUUGAUCAGGCUCCACACAAUAGAAACGACAGGGAGUUUCAUACUGUAAAUCUGGUGGAAGGGGCUAAAGGAGAAGGAUCAGAUUUGAAGAAUCCGAACUCCAAGUAUGGUUCUGUUGAUGACGAUAUUGAACUUGGCCCGAAAUCAGAGGGAAGGCACGUUAGUAAUGCUUCCAAGGAUGACGCAGCUGAUGGAGAGAUGGUGUGUCGGGUGUGUCACUUGGGGCUUCUCACUGGAAAUAGUGAAAGCAUUGAGCUUGGUUGUGCCUGCAAGCAAGACCUCGCUCUCUGCCAUCGUGAUUGCGCAGAAGAAUGGUUCAAGAUCCGCGGCAACACAGUAUGCGAGAUUUGUGGUGAAACUGCGAAGAACGUGCACAUUCCUGAGCCUGUGGAGAGCACUGCUGCACAUCUGGAAGCUGACGGAGCUCGACCAAACUCAUACAUGGCAUUUGUCGGAGUGUCAACUAUGUCGAGGCUUAGGUACUUGUGGGCAAAUCAGCUAAUCAGAAACUCACUAAUCGCAUCCGUGAUUGUGAUCUUCAUGGUCCCUUGGUUCUUCCGCAUCGCCUAUUUUACUGCUUAAGUAAGCCUCAAUCAUCUAAAUCAGUUCUAGAGGUAAUUGUCAAAUAGUUUUAGUCGGCGUAUAGCAGAUGUAUAUUGGUAUUGCAAGGGAGGAACCUCCUUGUGUAAUUACUUAGCUGGUAAAAGAGGAAAGUGUGUUAGACUUCCUUUUUGAACAUCUUGUAUUUAUAUUGAAUUUUUCUUCUCUGCCAA